This is a messenger RNA of Anopheles funestus (African malaria mosquito), 1640 nucleotides long. Its product is annotated as kynurenine formamidase. Gene Ontology annotation, molecular function: arylformamidase activity. The transcript is spliced from 3 exons. The record is from RefSeq and is a predicted model, not a curated record. Bases 436 to 1578 code for a protein of 380 amino acids. Lineage: Eukaryota; Metazoa; Arthropoda; Insecta; Diptera; Culicidae.
ACUCGAAAUUCGCUCACGAAUCAAUCGAACUUAUCUCAUUUAAAUACUCAAUCGAAAUGAAUUGAAGCGUAAGAUAGUAGUUAUCACUUUUCUCAACCUAUGAUAACACUACUUUACACGCAUUAGAUCAAUACCCGGACAUUAAGGCAUCGAAUGUGUAGACAAUUGGUUUCAGUUCACCGGAACCGUUCGUUUGCACGUAGUGUCGAUUGUCGUUACACGUAAGAUCACGCUGAGAAAGCGCACGUAAGGCUUCUGUUGGGCCCGGUUCGCUUUUGCUGUUAGUCAUCAUAAACAGAAGUAAUAGGAUCUGUUUACCCGGGUACCGCCCUUCGAUAGAGCAGACGAUACCUGCGCAGGAAAGGCAGGAGGCCGAGCAAAGCAAAGAAGCAAGCAAAAAAAAAAACGGAACCAAAAUCAAACACUCUCCAAAACAUGGCUAAACAAAUCAUUACGUCGGCCAGUGGUGAACUGAUAACGUACAGAUCGGUCAUCGGUUGGGCGGUAUUUGUCGUGUGCUUUGCUCUCGUCGCUAAUCAUCAUCAGUUGCGAUUGACGGUUGAGGCAGCGGAAAGUUCACCACCGGCACACGUUACGCUUUGGUAUAAUAAACUCUCACGAUACAUACGGAAUCGUACCGGUAAGUUGGGCUGCACGGUAGAUAUGGACGGCCAAGGACCACCCUCGGAAAGUACGCUGGCAAUCUGGGAGAAGCAGUAUUCCCCUUCUGCUUGGAGCGUCCGCUUUCCCACACCAGCGGAAGUGAUCGACUAUCAUGUUCAGUUUGUAAAAAAUGAGACUGACAAGAACAAGGAUAUUUUUGAAACGACACUGGACGUACCGUAUGGUAGCGGCGAUCGGGACAAUGUGGACAUUUACGGCGACAAUCUGCCAGUUGAUGCACCGUUGUUCGUAUACAUCCACGGCGGAUACUGGCAACAGCUGGAGAAGGAAACGUCCGCCUAUCCAGCAAAACCACUCGUAGAACGAGGUGUAAGAGUGAUGAUCGUGGGUUAUGAACUGUGUCCAGAAAUAACACUGGAAGAGUUAGUACGCCAGAUUAAGGUCGCUGGAGAGUUUGUGUUAAAUUAUGCCACAGAAAACGGUGUCAAGCACGUUUCAAUUGCUGGACAUUCCGCAGGAGCUCACUUGAUCGCCAGUAUGCUGGACAAAGCUUUUCAAAGUGCCGUCGGGGAGGAACUUAAUCUUCUGAAGGAUGUAUACCUCAUCUCAGGCGUGUACAAUGUGCAGGAACUACGGUACACGAAAAGCGUUAACAGGGACAAUCUACUCGGGAUUAACGAUGCUAAUGCCAAGCGACUAUCACCCCUGUUCGCCAGUUACGAUCAUCUGCGAUCGAGUGGAUUAAAGUUUCACGUGUACGUUGCACAGCACGAUAGUGACGUGUUUCGUGAGAUGUCAUCAAAGAUGAACGAUCGGCUGAAGUCGUUUGGGCUGAAGAGUGAUUUGAACGUGCUGCCAGAUUUGGAUCACUUUGAUAUUGUAGAAAAUCUCGCUUCCAUUGAUUACACCAUCACGAACGCCAUCUUGGAGGGUGUUGGCAGCCAGCAGAAUUAGUCCUAGAAAAAAACAAUUAUAUAUUGUGCAAUUCUUCAAUAAAUAGUUACUUUGCGUACUCA